CAAGCGCUAACGUUUAUAAGCAACGUUUUAUUUCCGUAAUAAGCUAGCAGGCUAACAGCUAGCGAGUGGGAGGGAACCAUCUCGUUUCCUGGUCGUCUUUGUGGCCUUCAAUACUUUAUUGUGUCUAGUCCGACGGGUUAAAAAAACUCUUUAAUUGUUGUCAUUUUUCACACAAUAGAAGCAUAAUGUUGGAGUCGAAAGCAUUGAUAGUAGAAGUGGUGAACUCCCUGCUUAGUGUACGUCUGUGUGUGGUUUACUUUUGCCAAGUCACUCAUUAGUUUUGUAAAAAAAACAACAACUUGACGCGAAAUGAGUCGUUCUUUAUGAUGUUUUAAUGUCAUAUUUGUGAGACAAAAAGUGAAACUUCACAUUGAAAAUUCGAGAAAACGUCGGCUGCAUACUUGUUUUGUUUUCGUCUUUUACAAGCGCUAACAUUUAUUUCCGUACCCGUUUAUAAGCAACGUUUUAUUUCCGUAAUCAGCUAGCGAGUGGGAGGGAACCAUCUCGCUUCCUGGUCGUCUUUGAGGCGUUCAAUACUUUAUUGUGUCUAGUCCGACGGGUUAAAAAACUCUUAAAUUGUGGUCUUUUUUCAUGCAAUAGAAGCAUAAUGUUGGAGUCGAAAAUAUUGACAGAAGUGGCGAACUCCCUGCUUAGUGCGUGUGACUCACCGGAGCAGAAGGGCGGACAUCAUGGAUCUGCGUUGCCGGGACUGGAUGGCCGCUUUGCCGGAGGAGCUGUGGGACGUCCCGCUCAACCACCUGGCCAUACCUGGAAGUCACGACACCAUGAGUUAUUGUCUGGACAUCAACUCUCCGCUGGUCAGGUCUGAGUCGGACAUCUUCAGGAUCCUGGAUGGACUUUGCUGCUGCUUCACCAGGCCCACCAUCUACAAGUGGGCCACCACGCAGGAUCGCUGCAUCGAGGACCAGCUGGCGAUGGGCAUCCGUUACUUCGACCUGCGCGUGGCACGCAAGCCCAGCGAGCCGGGGUCACACCUAUACUUCACGCACAUCCUCUACACACACCUGACGGUGCUGGAGACGCUGGCGUCCAUGGUGUCCUGGCUGGACGCUCACCCCAAGGAGGUGGUCAUCCUGGCCUGCAGACACUUUGAGGGAAUGGACGAUCAAAUCCACGAGUCCUUCAUCUUGGCGCUGCAGCACCUCUUCGGCGCCAAGCUGUGUCCUCGCCAGGAACCCGAUCUGACCCUCAGGGCUCUGUGGGCGUCGGGUCACCAGGUGCUCCUGUCCUACGACGCAGACGUGGCGUCCAGACACGCUCAGCUGCUCCCCGCCAUCCCCUACUGGUGGGCCAACCAGGGCACGGCCCGCGGCGCCAUCAGAUACCUGGAGUGGCAGCAGCAGCUGGGACGCCCAGAGGGCUUCUUUGUGACGGGCCUGAACCUGACGGCAGCCAGGAAGUACAUCCUGACCAAUCCCAAGCAGUCCCUGCGCACGCUCACCUGGGCCCAGUGGGAGUACCUGAGCAAGUGGCUGCAGGACCAGAGACCCGGCUCGGACCGCCGCAGCCUCAACAUCAUCGCGGCAGACUUUGUGGGCCCGCUUCCUCUCUGCUCGCUGGUCAUCGGCCUCAACAGGAAACUGCUGACUCGCCACAACUCCGACUGAUAUCAACAUGCAUUCCGUACACCUGUAUCAGAACCACCACAACAUCAUGAUGAUGACAUCACAUACCAUUCCAUCCGAGUCCCGUUCCUGGGUUGGACAUUCCAUUCUCUGCCCCCUCUCCUUCCUGGAGGGGUGGGGCGCAGAUUCGGUGACCACAGAUGAGGCGCUAGCUGUCCAAAGUCGGGACCCAGGGUGGAUCACUCAUCUGUGCAUCAGUCUCUGCGCUGCUGACCUGUCUCCACUCAAGAUGAUCUCCUGCUGGCCCCACUAUGGACUGGACUCCCACUAUCAUGUUAGAUCCACUAUGGACUGGACUCCCACUAUUAUGUUAGAUCCACUAUGGACUAGACUCUCACUAUCAUGUUAGAUCCACUAUGGACUGGACUCUCACUGUCAUGUUAGAUACACUAUGGACUGGACUCACUAUUAUGUUAGAUCCACUAUGGACUGGACUCUCACUAUCAUGUUAGAUCCACUAUGGACUGGACUCCCACUAUCAUGUUAGAUCCACUAUGGACUGGACUCUCACUACCAUGUUAGAUCCACUAUGGACUGGACUCACUAUUAUGUUGGAUCCACUAUGGACUGGACUCUCACUAUCAUGUUAGAUCCACUAUGGACUGGACUCCCACUAUUAUGUUAGAUCCACUAUGGACUGGACUCACUAUUAUGUUAGAUCCACUAUGGACUGGACUCUCACUAUCAUGUUAGAUCCACUAUGGACUGGACUCCCACUAUUAUGUUAGAUCCACUAUGGACUGGACAAGGUUUCUCAUUGUCCCAUUGGGUUGAGUUUUUCUUUGCCCUGAUGUGGGAUCUGAGCCGAGGAUGUCGUUGUGGCUUGUGCAGCCCUUUGAGACACUCGUGAUUUAGGGCUAUAUAAGUAAACAUUGAUUGAUUGA
This is a messenger RNA of Nerophis lumbriciformis (worm pipefish), 2530 nucleotides long. It is a transcript of the gene plcxd1.2, whose product is annotated as PI-PLC X domain-containing protein 1. NCBI's taxonomy places the organism in Eukaryota, Metazoa, Chordata, Actinopteri, Syngnathiformes, Syngnathidae. Gene Ontology annotation, biological process: lipid metabolic process. The record is from RefSeq and is a predicted model, not a curated record. Gene Ontology annotation, molecular function: phosphoric diester hydrolase activity.